Bombus pyrosoma is the source of this 1475-nucleotide messenger RNA. RefSeq names its product WD repeat-containing protein 55 homolog. Bases 132 to 1409 code for a protein of 425 amino acids. The record is from RefSeq and is a predicted model, not a curated record. NCBI's taxonomy places the organism in Eukaryota, Metazoa, Arthropoda, Insecta, Hymenoptera, Apidae. The transcript is spliced from 8 exons. Gene Ontology annotation, molecular function: protein binding.
UUAUAUAGUGCAAUUUAUAGGGAAUAUUAAUUUUAAUAGUUUUCGUACAGUGAAUAAGUCAUACAUACUGUGUGUUAUAUUAUACACGAAACCUUGUAAAUAUCGUCAAAAAGAAUUAGGACCUUUAAAACAUGCAUUUAGAUAAAGGACAUUUAGGCAAUUUUAUUCUUGAUAAUGAAGAGAAUAAUAAUCUUGACAGUGAUGCAAGUAACGAUAGUAUACAAACAUUGUCAGAAGACAGCAGUUUGAGCAAUGAUGAUACAGACAGCGAAGACAAUGAGGAACUUUCUGAUUCAAAUAAUGCACACACAAGUGGCAGUAUAGAAUCAACUUUAUUAAAUGCAAAUGAGGAAGAAGAUGAAGUUGUAAAAGCAAUAAUUAGGUCAAAAGAUAUAAAUACAAAUCAUCCUCCACCUAUUACAACAGAAGAUCAUGUGGUAGAUAUAUGUUUCCAUCCUAAUUCAAACAUGAUCGCUGUAGCUAAUAUUGUAGGAGAUGUAUACUUAUACAAAUAUAAUAAUACAGAAACAGAACUGAUAUCAACUCUAGAAUUGCAUCUUAAAGCAUGUCGUGACAUAGAAUUUAAUGACUCUGGUACAACUUUAUUUUCUACUGCUAAGGAUUUAUGUGUAAUGCUCACUGAUGUAGAAACAGAAAAGUUAAUAAGACUUUAUGAAAAUGCACAUGAGGAGCCAAUAUAUACAAUGACUGUAAUUGGAGAACAUAUGUUUGCAACUGGAGACGAUGAUGGUGUAGUAAAAAUAUGGGAUCUUCGACAAAGAGAGAAUAUACCUAUAUUUUCAUUAAAAAAAAUGGAGGAUUAUGUAAGCACUAUAGUAACAAACAAAGAAGGGAAAUACUUAGUUUGUGCAAGUGGAGAUGGAUGUCUUACUACAUUUAAUAUACCAGGAAAGAAACUACAUGUUCAAUCAGAAGAAUAUGAAGAGGAACUGACAUGUCUUGGUUUAUUUAAAUCUGAAACAAAAAUAUUGGUGGGUACAAGUAAAGGAAAAAUGUAUGUAUAUAAUUGGGGAGAAUUUGGUCUUCAUUCAGAUGAGUUUCCGAAUUUAACUAAAAAAGCUAUAAACUGUAUGAUUCCAAUUACUGAAAAUGUUGUGAUAACAGGUGGAGAAGAUGGAAUACUUAGGGCUACCAGCCUGUUUCCUCAUCAUCAUCUUGGAAUAGUAGGAGAACAUAAUCUUUCUAUUGAAGCACUUGAUGUUAACAGUGAUGGUACUUUAAUUGCAUCUUCGUCGCACGAUAAUGAUAUCAAGUUUUGGAAUGUACAAUAUUUUGAAACUUUAGACGUUAGUGAACGUGUAAAAGGUGGAAAGCAAAGACAAUUAAAACGUAAUCUUCCAAGUAGUAAAAUUGAUAAUGCAUCUACCUUUUUUUCGGAUCUUCAAUAAAGAAAAUAAAUUAUUAUGAAUGUAUUGUAAAUUUACAAAUGAUUAAAUUAUCAGAUUCACAUAUAA